This is a messenger RNA of Meyerozyma guilliermondii ATCC 6260, 1731 nucleotides long. RefSeq lists its product as uncharacterized. The transcript has a single exon. Gene Ontology annotation, biological process: basic amino acid transport; transmembrane transport. The record is from RefSeq and is a predicted model, not a curated record. Lineage: Eukaryota; Fungi; Ascomycota; Pichiomycetes; Serinales; Debaryomycetaceae. Gene Ontology annotation, cellular component: fungal-type vacuole membrane. Bases 1 to 1731 code for a protein of 576 amino acids. Gene Ontology annotation, molecular function: basic amino acid transmembrane transporter activity.
AUGUCUCUCCAGCCCUCAAUUUUGAAGGACCUGACCACCAUGGGCUCUGGUGUUGUGGCUGCAGAAUUGGCUGCUCAAGAAGAGGGAUUGAUUUCAAAACAGAAUCUUCGCUCCCAUUCUUACGGGGCACUUCUUGAUGGCGAAGAAGCAGCUAAUGACGAGGAAGAUGCUUCCCUGCCUGAUAAUUAUGCUCUUCCUCGCUUCAAAUUGUAUACGGUAAUCCUGAGUUUGUUUAUGGCCGCGUUUCUCGCAGCCUUGGAUACCACCGUGGUGACUACGUUAUUGACGGUGAUUGCAUCGGACUUGAAUGCCAUUGCUAAUAUCUCUUGGAUAGCCACGGCGUACCUUCUUUCAUGUGCUGCGUUCCAGCCUCUUUUUGGCAAGCUUUCCGACAUUUUUGGCCGGAAAAUUCUUCUUUUGUUGUGCUGCUUUUUCUUCGCUGUGGGGUGUCUUAUUUGCGUCACCGAUUCUCUCGCCAUGCUUGUUUUGGGAAGAUUCAUCACCGGAUGGGGAGGCUCCGGACUCACCACAUUGGGAACCAUCACCCUCUCAGACUUGAUUCCACUUCGUGACCGAGGUUUAUACCAGGGUAUGGCUAACAUUUUUUUCGGCUUGGGUGCUGCGUUUGGAGGUAUUUUUGGAGGAAUUGUAGCCGACUGGUUGGGAUGGCGGUACGUUUUUUUGUUGCAAACUCCGCUUGCUGGAGCUGUUGGUUUGGCUCUUUGGUGGAAUUUGCAACUCCCAGAAGGUUCUCCAGGGUUGGGUGCCAAAGGUGAUAUUCGCGAUAAGUUGAAGCGAGUGGAUUUCCAGGGUUCAUUUUUCUUGGUUUCUGCCUUGAUGUGUAUCAUGGCUGCUGCCUCGUUUGGAGGCGACGUAUUGGCAUAUUCGCUGCCUUACUUUAUUGGCUUAUGCGUGGUUUCGUUGGUAUUUCUUGCUGCGUUUGUCUACACAGAACUCUAUGUCAGUGACGAGCCCAUUUUACCAAUUGAACUUUUGACAGAGAGAACUAUUUUAUCUUCUUCAUUGACCAACUGGUUCGUCACUAUGGGAGUUUUCGCUAACUUGUUCUACGUGCCUGUUUUCUUCACUUCCGUCAUGGGUUAUUCAGCCACCCAGAGCGGCAUGCGGAUGAUUCCCAAUUUUAUCGGAGUUUCUGUCGGCUCCGUGGGCGCUGGACUAGUCAUGAAACACACCGGACGCUACUACCGCCUCAAUGUCGGUGCUGGCUUCUUGACGGUUUUGGGUGCAAUUUUGAUAGUGACAGUCCCUGCUGAUGCUUCCAUUCUUCGCCAGUAUAGUCUUUUUGCACCUUCAGGUUUGGGAUAUUCGUGUAUUUUGACAGUGACAUUGUUGGCAUUGAUCGCGGCUGUGCCCAUGAAGUACCAAGCGUGCACUACUUCCAUCCAGUAUACUUUCAGAUCCACCGGAUCGACAUUGGGAGUUUCAAUUGCGAGUGCGAUUUUCCAGCUGAUUUUGCGUUCCAACUUGAAUUCAAAAGUAUCGCUGGUUGUUUCUGAUGCGAAAACCGCCCAUAAGAUCAUAAAAAAGGCACUUGAGAACACCAACUACGUGAAUAAGGCUCCCUUGGUGGCCCAAAAGGCUAUCUUAGAAUCAUAUUAUGCAGCAUGCAAAGGCGCUUUUGGGUUCUCUGUCACAGUCAUUACCAUCGGAGUUUUUUGCAGCUGGUUCAUGAAAGAGCACAAAUUGCAUAGCAGCUUAGAUAGAGAGUGA